ACCAAGGACUUCUGGUCAACCCCAGGACGCCAGGCAGAGGCCGGACACUUCCAAAGGUGCAGGAGCAAAACAGCCCUCUCCAGCCGCACGCUGCACCUCUGCGGCUCGGGGGUGAGAUUAGGGUACGGGAGGGAAGCAGACAAGCAAUCGGGGAGAAGCUCCAGAGGUGGAGCAAGAAUCCAGAGAGGUUCAAUCGGGCAGAAGGGGCGCAGAGCCUUGGGACCAAGUGGAUUCUUGCCCUGCGGGUCCGGUGCAAGGCCCCAGCACCCCGGCUAAAUCUUUACGGCGGGAAUCCCGAGCUGGGGUCCUUCGGAGGAGACACGGAGGGUUCCGCAACACGCCCCUUGCCCAGCGCCACUGACCUCUGGGCAGCGACAAGGAAGGGGUCCCGAUCAAGGACAAGGAUCUGCGGUCAUGGCCGAGGCCGCAGAGCCUGAGGCGGGUGUCCCGGGUCCCCAGGGGCCGCCAGAGAGCCCCGCGCCCCUGGCUGAGAGAUCCAGAGAGCCGGGAGCCACGGGCCUGGGGGCAGAGGAGCGGGAGGCGAGCGAGGGCGCAGAGGAGGCGACGAGGGGCGCAGAGGAGGUGACUAGGGGCGCCGCCGCGGUGAAGGAGGUGGGAGGCGGCGGGCCGGACAGAGUCCAGGAGGCUGAGGCGCACGGCACGAGAGGGGCGCAGGGAGAGGCGGAGGCGGAGGAGGGAGCCCUGGAGGGCGCCGAGGUGCCCCAGGAAGGGGAGGAGGCGAGCGGCGCGCUGGAGGUGGAGGGGGCGAGCCCGGGGCGCGACGCGCAGGGCGAGGACCCGGGGGAGGCUCAGGGGGCGCCCGGAGACUCUGCGGUCACCAAAAGGCAGGAGGAGGCGGAGCACCGGCCCGAGGCGUCGGAAGGCAGUGCGCGCGGGGCUUCGGGGGACAGCGUAGACGCUGAGGGCCCUGCGGGGGACACAAGAGACGCGGAGCGCCCGGCGGGGAACAGCGUAGAAGCGGAGAGUCGGGCGGGGGACAGGGUAGACGCGGAGGGUCCGGCAGGGGACAGCGUAGAAGUGGGGGGUCCGGCGAGGGACAGCGUAGACUUGGAGGGCCCGGCGGGGGACAGCGUAGACUUGGAGGGCCCGGCGGGGGACAGCGUAGACGCGGAGGGCCCGGCGGGGGACAGCGUAGACGAGGAGGUUCGGGCGGGGGACAGCAUAGACCUGGAGGGCCCGGCGGGGGACAGCGUAGACUUGGAGGGCCCGGCGGGGGACAGCGUAGACGCAGAGGGUCGGGCGGGGGACAGCGUAGGCGCGGAGAGCCCGGCGGCGGACAGCAUGGACGCCGAGGGUCCAGCAGGAGGGGCACGCCAGGUCUCGAGUGAGCCGCAGGAGGGAGGGAACCGCAGCCUCCCGCCCCAGGCCGAGGCGAUUGAGGUCGCAGAGGGCGAGAGCGCGGGGCACAGCCUGGGGGAGCUCGCUGCGGACGCGGCGGAGGAGGCGGAGGCCCCAGGGGAAAAGGGGUCCCAGAAAGCGGCCCCCGGGGACGCCAGGGCAGACGCUGGCGAGGACGGGGUCGGGGAUGUGCCGCAGCUGGAGUUGGGGGAGGAAGAGGAGAGGCGAGAGCGGAGCCCGGAGGGGCCCAGCGAGGAGGCCUCAGCGGGGGGCGAGGAGGAAUCCCGCGACUGCUGCCCAGAUGGGGAGGCCUCCAGGGGAGCCGCGGAGUCCCAGGCCCAGCUCAGCAACCACAUGGCGGAGCGCGUAAACGGCAGCCGGGAGGACAGAGAGGCGUCCGAGGAGCGCGCCCCGGGGCAGGAGCACGACAUCACCCUCUUCGUCAAGGCUGGUUAUGAUGGUGAGAGUAUCGGAAAUUGCCCCUUUUCUCAGCGUCUUUUUAUGAUUCUUUGGCUGAAAGGUGUUAUAUUUAAUGUGACGACAGUGGACCUGAAAAGGAAACCCGCAGACCUGCAGAACCUGGCUCCCGGAACAAACCCUCCUUUUAUGACUUUUGAUGGUGAAGUCAAGACGGAUGUGAAUAAGAUUGAGGAGUUCUUAGAGGAGAAAUUAGCUCCCCCGAGGUAUCCCAAGCUGGGGACCCAACAUCCUGAAUCUAAUUCUGCAGGAAACGAUGUGUUUGCCAAAUUUUCCGCAUUUAUAAAAAACACGAAGAAGGAUGCAAAUGAGGUUUAUGAAAAGAACCUGCUGAAGGCCCUGAGGAAGCUCAAUAAUUUCUUAAAUAGCCCUCUGCCUGAUGAAAUAGACGCCUACAGCACGGAGGAUGUCGCUGUUUCUGGAAGGAAGUUUCUGGAUGGGGAUGAACUCACGCUGGCUGACUGCAACCUCUUACCCAAGCUCCAUAUUAUUAAGAUUGUGGCCAAGAAGUACAGAGAUUUUGAAUUUCCUUCUGAAAUGACUGGCAUCUGGAGAUACUUGAAUAAUGCUUAUUCUAGAGAUGAGUUCACAAAUACGUGUCCAGCUGAUCAAGAGAUUGAACACGCAUAUUCAGAUGUUGCAAAAAGAAUGAAAUGAAGCUGGGCUAUCUCUGUCUUAUUUUUCAAUUGAAUGAGUGAGGAUACAAAAAGAGUGUUUUCUGUGCAUUUCCCCCAAAUAAGUCCUUCACAAAAUAACACCAGUAGUGGGACCCACUCAACCCUGAGUGAUAUAUGGCCUUGUAAUUUGUCAGCUCACUUAUGUAUCUGAAUAUACUAGUAUCUGUUGUUAGACACACCAGUUGUCCAGAUUAUGUUAAUUUAUAUCUGUGACAUUCACUGACAUUGGAAUCUAUGAUAUUUAGGGCAUGCAAUUUUCAUUUUAAGUUUUCAUUUUAGUUUGAUUUUCAUUUCAAAUUAGGUUUGGAUUCAGUUCCUUCAAUUUUUAAAAGAAACUGGUCUGUCUCUGAGAGUUUUUAUAAUCAUUGGUAGCCUUUUUUUUCUCUAAAACAUUAAUUUUUUUAAAAAUGAAAAUACUGUUUUGUAAUUACAAAUGGAGAUACACCUGUCUUAAUAUUUUAAAGCACUAUCAGAGGGUAUAAAGAAGGACAUU
This is a messenger RNA of Cebus imitator (Panamanian white-faced capuchin), 3006 nucleotides long. It is a transcript of the gene CLIC6, whose product is annotated as chloride intracellular channel 6. Gene Ontology annotation, molecular function: D3 dopamine receptor binding; D4 dopamine receptor binding; D2 dopamine receptor binding. The record is from RefSeq and is a predicted model, not a curated record. The transcript has 6 exons. Lineage: Eukaryota; Metazoa; Chordata; Mammalia; Primates; Cebidae. Gene Ontology annotation, cellular component: plasma membrane. Bases 415 to 2493 code for a protein of 692 amino acids.